AUGCACGGGUACGACGAUGAUGACGACAUUCCGCCCACCGUGUCCGACUGGAAGGUCAUGGUCAAGCCUGUUGUUGCCAUGGCUGUUGAGCUUGUGAGCCGAAUGAACGUCUCCGCCGCACAACAUCAUCCAUGUCCGCCUCCCUCUGAGCACGUCUCGCCGUUCGUGCAGGCCUCGCUAGAGUCAAACUUCCGCUACUAUGUCGAUGCUUACGAGAACUUCCCGCGCGAACUGCGUUCGCCGCUGGACAUGGCCGUGGUCCGUGCUGUCCGGCUUCCAGCCCCCGUCAAGCCGUUUUCAUCGGGACGCAUGUAUCAUGGCAUGAACCCACAAGACGCAGCCGCCAUCUACCAGCACGUCGGUGGUCAUCCCGGCGGAUAUGUCCACUCCACAUCCAGCAGCGAGCAUGAUCAAUCGGACAUGAGCAACCCGGACACAUCCAUCACCACCGAAACUCAUCUCACCUCCUCGGACAGGAGCUUUGACGAACAGCGGCCUGAUUCUGGUACCCUCAAGUAG
Molecule: messenger RNA, 519 nt
Organism: Apiotrichum porosum
Lineage: Eukaryota; Fungi; Basidiomycota; Tremellomycetes; Trichosporonales; Trichosporonaceae
Exons: 2
Coding region: 1-519 (172 amino acids)
Source: RefSeq, a predicted model, not a curated record